Serpula lacrymans var. lacrymans S7.9 is the source of this 2046-nucleotide messenger RNA. RefSeq lists its product as uncharacterized. Gene Ontology annotation, biological process: chromatin organization. The record is from RefSeq and is a predicted model, not a curated record. Gene Ontology annotation, molecular function: histone deacetylase activity. Lineage: Eukaryota; Fungi; Basidiomycota; Agaricomycetes; Boletales; Serpulaceae. The transcript has 17 exons. Gene Ontology annotation, cellular component: histone deacetylase complex. Bases 1 to 2046 code for a protein of 681 amino acids.
AUGGCAAGCCUACAAGAAGUAUAUUCAACCCUAUACCGAAACCAACCUUCAAAAAAAGACGUGAUGGAUGUAGAUGACACUCCAACAAACGAUCCAGCACCAGCACGACCACCUUCUCCAGGCCCAGGACGUGCUUCGUCUGAACCCCUUCGCAUCCUAGAGCUAACUGUAGGAUAUGUUUAUUCGUCAGAGAUGUUGGAGCACUGGUGCCUGCGUGGCCAUGAAGAGCAGCCUGAGCGUAUAAUUCGCAUAUGGAAACUAAUCUCAGAGGCGCAUCUCGAUCAGAAAAUGAAGCGGAUACCUAUUCGAGCGGCUAAACGAGAGGAAGUACUCCUCGUUCAUAGCGAAGAUCUCUGGCAUAGGAUACAAGCCAUACAGUCAUUGACUCUUCAAGAUAUCCAAGACUCUGAAGCUUACUAUGAUCUACUAUCUCUUUAUGUAAAUACCGGUACAACACGCUCUGCUCUGUUGAGCUGUGGUGGUGUGAUAGAAGCAUGCCUUGCAGUCGCAAGGAACGAACUGAAAAAGGCCUUUGCAAUUGUACGACCUCCAGGUCAUCAUGCAGAGCCUGACGAACACAUGGGUUUUUGUUUCUUCAACAAUGUAGCGGUGGCUGCAAGAGUAGUGCAGCUCCUGACGCCUGUGAAACGAAUUAUGAUCUUGGACUGGGACGUCCACCAUGGCAAUGGUACCCAGCGUGCAUUCAACGACGAUCCCUCUAUUCUGUACGUGUCUCUUCACCGUUAUCAAAACGGCCAGUUUUAUCCGGGUGGAACCUUUGGAGGGAUCUCGUCCUGCGGAGAAGGCGCCGGCCGUGGAUAUUCCGUCAAUAUCCCCUGGCCGGAGAUUGGAAUGGGGGAUGCAGAUUACCUCCACGCAUUUACGAGUAUUGUUAUGCCCAUCGCCAUGGAGUUCGCCCCAGAACUAGUGAUAAUCUCUGCGGGUUUUGACGCUGUGGAAGGUGAUCCACUGGGCGAAUGCCGUGUCACCCCUAUAGGCUAUGCUCACAUGACACACAUGUUGUCGGGCCUAGCUGGUGGCAAACUUAUUGUGGCACUUGAGGGUGGAUACUGCGUCGAUGCUACAGCUAACUCUGCUUUGGCUGUUACGAGAGUAAUGCUCGGUGAACCACCAGAGGAAUUACCCCCAAUGACCGCAACGGAAGCAGCCACAGAGACUGUGUGGCAAGUAGCUUUAGAGCAGAGCAAAUACUGGAAGAGCGUGAAACCUAAAGCCUGUGAACCUCGUGAAGAGCUAGAACCGCUCUCCUUCUCUAUACCUGCUUUUCGUGGUGUAGAAAUCCUCAAAGCUCAUCGCCAACACUAUCUUUAUACCACUUAUGAUAUGUUGCAAAUACCUUUGAUGACUGAAGCGUUUGAAAAGGCUUUGGGAACUCAAGUGUUAUGCACUUCGGACUUGCCUUUCAACAAAACUCUCGUUAUCUUUAUACAUGAAUUUGGGAACCUCCGAAUAGAACUGGAUUCUACGGUCACAUGCAAUGUGAAUUUGGAGCGCUCAUAUCUGAUCGAUUCCGCUAAAGAACUAGUGGCGUGGAUACGACAAGCAGGAUAUUCAUUGCUUGACCUGAACAUUUUCCCAAAACCUUACGCUUUCGAUGCCAAAGGAUCUCGCUGGUCCAAGGAUGACUUGGGACGGAAUAUACUCGUCUAUUUAUGGGACAAUUAUAUACAGUCUGUAUUGCAACCAUCUUUUGGUGGUCAUGGACCUGGGUGUCAACCUCUCAUCGCGCUGCUCAGUGAACGCUUCGCUGGUGUAAAGAAGUCUGUCAAAGCAGUCGUUCAAGUGGUGAGUAAUGAUUAUCAUGCGGCGGUACCAAAGGAUUUAGAUAUCCGUAAAUGGUACCAACAACAUUCCCAAGUGGUCGUCCCCUCAAAUCACCGCAUACUGACUCCUGAGAUGAGUAAAAAGAACCACAGGUGGCAUGGAGUUGUGUCGACUAUAGACGAGCCAUCAUCAUCAAAGCUUAUGAUUCAAGCUUUCCCAAAAAUACAGAAUUUCGUUGAAGAGAAGUUGGAGCACCCAUAA